Messenger RNA from Nezara viridula (southern green stink bug), 123 nucleotides. The record is from the annotation of a GenBank genome assembly. NCBI's taxonomy places the organism in Eukaryota, Metazoa, Arthropoda, Insecta, Hemiptera, Pentatomidae.
AUGUUACAUAACCUCAAAUUCACACAACAUGCAUCAUGUUUAAAAUCUAGCUACAUAAUAUCAUGUAAAUGCAUAUUUCUUUCCAACACCAAGACAUUUUUCUUUCAGUCUGCGAUCCUUUAA